UGUCACGGAUCCUCCCACGUUAGCCCCGCUGGCAGAGCGCCCUCUGGCGGCCGUCCCCGCGCAGUGAAGCAGGGCAGGAGCUGGUACUCACCGUGGCCGCUCCGCUCCGCUCUGCUCCAGAGCCGGUUCUGCCAGCCGCCGUGUGAUUCUGCGCACACCGACACCGGCUGAGCCUGGCAUUGUGCGCACGGAGAGCAGCCCGGACCCGGCAUGGCUUCUGGGGACCUGUACGAGGUUGAAAGGAUUGUGGACAAAAGAAAGAACAAAAAAGGAAAGUGGGAAUACCUAAUACGAUGGAAAGGUUAUGGGAGUAGUGAAGACACUUGGGAGCCUGAAAACCACCUGCUGCACUGUGAGGAGUUUAUUGAUGAAUUUAAUGGACUGCAUCUAGGCAGAGACAGGCGAGCCAAAGCCGGAAAGCAGGCAGUGGCUUCGAAGCUUUUACGGGGGUCUACUGUGGACAAAAUAGCUCACAGGUCACCUGACUCCGGCAGAGGACGAGGAGCCGCACAAAAACGGAGGAGAAUACACUCGCUCCAAAAGCAGAAGAAGGUAUGCACAGCCAGAUAUGCCCCAGGGGAAAGAUCGACAAAGACUUUAACCUACAGAACUACUCCUAGCGGACUGCAGAUAAUGCCACUGAUCAAACCCCUCGAGAACGGGGACCCUAAUACUCACACAGAGGACACGCACUUUGAAAAUGGCUCAGAACAGAGCAAAAAUGACCUUGAGGAGGACAAAGGAAGACAAAGUCUACCAAGUGAGCUGGAGGUCUGUGACUCACCUAUAGUCAAUGGAUUAGGAGACUCAUUGACAAAUGGAGGAUUGACUCCACACAGCCCAGUCAAGCGGAAACUAGACCUGGACAAAGAUUAUGUGUUCGAUAAGAGACUAAGGUACAGCAUCCGGCAGAAUGAAAGCAACUGCCGUUUCCGUGAUAUUGUUGUAAGGAAAGAAGAUGGCUUCACUCACAUACUGCUCUCGAGUCAGACGUCGGACAACAACGCCUUGACGCCUGAUAUUAUGAAAGAAGUGCGAAGGGCUCUGUGUAAUGCUUCCUCCGAUGACAGCAAGCUCCUUCUGCUCAGUGCCGUUGGCAGUGUAUUCUGUAGCGGGCUAGACUACUCAUAUCUCAUCGGGAGGUUGUCUACAGACAGGAGGAAGGAAAGCACAAGGAUUGCAGAAGCUAUAAGGGACUUUGUAAAAGCUUUUAUUCAAUUCAAGAAACCCAUAGUGGUUGCCAUCAAUGGGCCAGCCCUUGGCCUAGGGGCGUCCAUCUUACCUUUGUGUGAUAUAGUAUGGGCCAGUGAAAAGGCUUGGUUCCAGACUCCAUAUGCCACUAUCCGUAUGACUCCAGCUGGGUGCUCUUCAUACACCUUUCCUCAGAUACUCGGCGUUGCACUGGCCAAUGAGAUGUUGUUUUGUGGGAGGAAGCUGACGGCACAGGAGGCGUGCAGCAGGGGGCUUGUAUCGCAGGUAUUUUGGCCCACCACGUUCAGCCAGGAAGUGAUGCUGCGCGUAAAGGAGAUGGCUGCCUGCAGUGCUGUGGUAUUAGAGGAAUCCAAGUGUCUUGUGAGAAGCUUCCUGAAAUCGGUGCUGGAGGAUGUGAACGAACGGGAAUGUCAAAUGUUGAAACAGCUAUGGAGCUCCCCCAAAGGCCUGGACUCCUUAUUCAGCUAUUUACAGGACAAAAUCUAUGAAGUCUGAUGUCUCGUCAGACCAGUAUGAAGGCUUUACUCUCCACUACUUCCGUCUUCACAUCUGCGGUAACCUUAAAAGACGUCUGGGACACGCUAGCCGUAUCCAGAAUUAUGCAAUGAGGUAUUCCAAGGAGUCUGUCCCACUGCUUCCAAUCUGGUUCUGUUGUGUUUUUUUGUUGUUAUGUAACAUAAACUGGUAUAUAGGCUCUAUGGCCCAUAUACCGAAUUCCGAAACUUCCAUCUCGCGCGCGCAGAGAGUAACAUUCCAAAUGCCACAGCGCACAUUUCAUCCAGAAUAUAUACCAUGUGACCCGUAUUCUGCCAUUUCACUUAACUAUGCGAUCGUUGUGAUCAUGCCGAAGUCUGCAAAUUUAGUUUAAGUAAUAAUGUGACAAUUGCACUUUUGUAUCUAUUUGUGUUUUAUUUAAAGUUAACUAUUGAUAAUUUAUGUAUAUAAUUGGUUCUGAUGGUUUGGUUUUUAUGUUUGUUUGCCUUUCUUAGUAAAACACCGCUUUCUGUUCUGUAAAAUCGCCAACUUAACUUAUUGUAGUUACGUUGUCAGCUGAUAAACAACAUAUUUUUGUAGAGGUGAUUUUUUUUUUCUUAUGUUGUACAACCA
Messenger RNA from Nanorana parkeri, 2319 nucleotides. RefSeq names its product chromodomain Y-like 2 (gene CDYL2). Gene Ontology annotation, cellular component: nucleus. Bases 211 to 1707 code for a protein of 498 amino acids. Gene Ontology annotation, molecular function: transcription corepressor activity. The transcript has 7 exons. The record is from RefSeq and is a predicted model, not a curated record. NCBI's taxonomy places the organism in Eukaryota, Metazoa, Chordata, Amphibia, Anura, Dicroglossidae.